Acanthosepion pharaonis is the source of this 3678-nucleotide messenger RNA. The record is from the annotation of a GenBank genome assembly. Lineage: Eukaryota; Metazoa; Mollusca; Cephalopoda; Sepiida; Sepiidae.
AUGCCAAUUCCACGUCUUUGUGUUUCUAUUGUUUCCUUAUGCAAACCGAAUGCCAAUUCCACGUCUUUGUUUGUUCUGUUAUUUUCUUAUGCAAACCAAAAUGCCAAUUCCACGUCUUUGUGUUUCUGUUAUCUCCUUUAUGCAAACCGAAUGCCAAUUCAACGUCUUUGUGUUUCUGGUGUCUUCUUAUGCAAACCGAAUGCCAAUUCCACGUCUUUACGUUUCUGUUGUUUCAUUAUGAAAACCGAAUGCCAAUUCCACGUCUUUGUGUUUCUGUUAUUUCCUUAUGCAAACCGAAUGCCAAUUCCACGUCUUUGUGUUUCUGGUGUCUCCUUAUGCAAACCGAAUGCCAAUUCCACGUCUUUGUGUUUCUGUUGUUUCCUUAUGCAAACCGAAUGCCAAUUCCACGUCUUUGUGUUUCUGUUAUUUCCUUAUGCAAACCGAAUGCCAAUUCCACGUCUUUGUGUUUCUGUUAUUUACUUAUGCAAACAGAAUGCCAAUUCCACGUCUUUGUUCUUUAUUUCUGUUAAUUUCCACUCUUAUGUUUCAAAAACCGAAUGCCAAUUCCGUGUCUUUUUCUGUUUGUGUUAUUUCCUUUUGCAAACCGAAUGCCAAUUCCACGUCUUUGUGUUUCUGUUAUUUCCUUAUGCAAACCGAAUGCCAAUUCCAAUGUCUUUCAGUUUUUGUUUGUUUCCUUAUGCAAACCGAAUGCCAAAUCCACGUAUUUGUGUUUCUGGUGUCUCCUUAUGCAAACCGAAUGCCAAUUCCAAGUCUUUGUCUUUCUAUUAUUUCCUUUUAUUUGUAAACCGAAUGCCAAUUCCACGUCAUUGUGUUUCUGGUGUCUACUUAUGCAAACUGAAUGCCAAUUCCAUGUCUUUGUGUUUGAUGACUCCUUAUUGCAAACCGAAUGCCAAUUCCACGUCUUUGUAUUUCUGUUGUUUUACUUAUGCAAACCGAAUGCCAAUUCCACGUCUUUGUGUUUCUGUUAUUUCCUUAUGCAAACCGAAUGCCAAUUCCACGUCUUUUUGUUUCUGUUAUCUCCUUAUGCAAACUGAAUGCAAAUUCCACGUCUUUGAGUUUCUGUUAUUUCCUGAUGCAAACCGAAUGCCAAUUCCACGUCCUUCAGUUUGCGUUAUUUCCUCAUGCAAACCGAAUGUCAAUUCCACGUCUUUGUGUUUCUGGUGUCCUCUUGCAAACCGAAUGCCAAUUCCACGUUUUGUGUUUCUUAGGUUACUUUAUGCAAACCGAAUGCCAAUUCCACGUCAUUGUGUUUCUGGUGUCUCCUUAUGCUCACCGAAUGCCAAUUCCACUUCUUUGUGUUUCUGUUAUUUUCCUUAUGCAAAACCGAAUGCCAAUUCCACGUCUUUGUUUUCUUUUAUUUACUUAUGCAAACCGAAUGCCAAUUCCACGUCUUUGUGUUUCUGUUAUUUUUUUAUGCAAACCGAAUGCCAAUUCCAUGUCUUUGUGUUUCUGUUAUUUCCUUAUGCAAACCGAAUUUGCCAAUUCCAAACGUCUUUGUUUUCUGUUGUUUCCUUAUGCAAACCGAAUGCCAAUUCCACGUCUUUGUGUUUCUGUUAUCUCCUUUUUGCAAACCGAAUGCCAAUUCCACGUCUUUGUGUUUCUGUUGUUCCUUAUGCAAACCGAAUGCCAAUUCCACGUCUUUUUGUUUCUGUUGUUUCCUUAUAUGCAAACCGAAUGCCAAUUCCAAACCGAAUGCCAAUUUGUGUUUGUGUUUCUUUCUCCUUAUGCAAACCGAAUGCCAAUUCACGUCUUUGUGUUUUCUGUUAUUUCCUUAUGCAAACCGAAUGCCAAUUCCACGUCUUUGUGUUUCUUUAUUUCCUUAUGCAAACCGAAUGCCAAUUCCACGUCUUUGUGUUUCUGUUAUUUCCUUAUGCAAACCGAAUGCCAAUUCCACGUCUUUUGUGUUUCUGUUAUUUCCUUAUGCAAACCGAAUGCCAAUUCCACGUCUUUGUGUUUCUAUUGUCUUUAUUAUGCAAACCGAAUGCCAAUUCCACGUCUUUGUGUUUGUUGUCUCCUUAUGCAAACCGAAUGCCAAUUCCACGUCUUUGUGUUUCUGUUAUUUCCUUAUGCAAACCAAAUGCCAAUUCCACGUCUUUGUGUUUCUGUUAUUUCCUCAUGCAAACCGAAUGCCAAUUCCACUUCUUUGUGUUUCUUAUUUCCUUCUUUCAAACUGUUUCGUUAUUUGUGUUUUGUUACCGAAUGCCAAUUCCAAGUCUUUGUCUUUUCUGUUAUUUCCUUAUGCAAACCGAAUGCCAAUUCCACGUCAUUGUGUUUCUGGUGUCUUCUUAUGCAAACCGAAUGCCAAUUCCACGUCUUUGUGUUUCUGUUAUUUCCUUAUGCAAACCGAAUGCCAAUUCCACGUCUUUGUGUUUCUGGUGUCUCCUUAUGCAAAAACCGAAUGCCAAUUCCACGUCUUUUGUGUUUCUAUUGUUUCCUUAUGCAAACCGAAUGCCAAUUCCACGUCUUUGUCUUUCUGUUUCUUAUGCAAACCAAAUUUCCGUCUUUGUGUUUCAAAACUCCUUAAAUGCCAAUUCCACGUCUUUGUGUUUCUGUUAUUUCCUUAUGCAAACCGAAUGCCAAUUCCACGUCUUUGUGUUUCUGUUGUCUUCUUAUGCAAACCGAAUGCCAAUUCCACGUCUUUGUGUUUCUGUUGUUUCCUUAUGCAAACCGAAUGCCAAUUCCACGUCUUUGUGUUUCUGUUAUUUCCUUAUGCAAACCGAAUGCCAAUUCCACGUCUUUGUGUUUCUGUUGUCUCCUUAUGCAAACCGAAUGCCAAUUCCACGUCUUUGUGUUUCUGUUGUUUCCUUAAACCAAAUGCAAACCGAAUGCCAAUUCCAAACCGAAUCCAAUUCCACGUCUUUGUGUUUCUGUUGUUUUAUGCAAACCGAAUGCCAAUUCCACGUCUUUGUGUUUCUGUUAUUUACUUAUGCAAACCGAAUGCCAAUUCCACGUCUUUGUGUUUUUGUUGUUUCCUUAUGCAAACCGAAUGCCAAUUCCACGUCUUUGUCUUUUCUGUUAUCUCUUUUAUGCAAAACCGAAUGCCAAUUCCACGUCUUUGUGUUUCUGGUGUUUCCUUAUGCAAACCGAAUGCCAAUUCCACGUCUUUGUGUUUCUGUUGUUUCCUUAUGGAAACCGAAUGCCAAUUCCACGUCUUUGUGUUUCUGGUGUCUCCUUAUGCAAACCGAAUGCCAAUUCCACGUCUUUGUGUUUCUGUUGUCUCCUUAUGCAAACCGAAUGCCAAUUCCACGUCUUUGUGUUUCUGUUGUUUUCUUAUGCAAACCGAAUGCCAAUUCCACGUCUUUGUGUUUCUUAUUUCCUUAUGCAAACCGAAUGCCAAUUCCACGUCUUUGUGUUUCUGGUGUCAAACCGAAUGCCAAUUCCACGUCUUUGUGUUUCUGUUAUUUCCUUAUGCAAACCGAAUGCCAAUUCCACGUCUUUGUGUUUCUGUUAUUUCCUGAUAAACCGAAUGCCAAUUCCAUGUCUUUGUGUUUCUGUUAUCUCCUUUAUGCAAACCGAAUGCCAAUUCCACGUCUUUUGUUUCUGUUAUUUCUUCUUAUGCAAACCGAAUGCCAAUUCCACGUCUUUGUGUUUCUGUUAUUUUCCUUCAUGCAAACCGAAUGCCAAUUCCAAGUCUUUGUGUUUCUGUUAUAUUUGUAA